UUAAAUAUCUGGUCACACUUGUCCGGUCUUUCGAGCAAGUUUGCUUAUCUUUAUUUGUAAUUAAAUGAUAAAAUGUUGAAGAAAAUUCUGAGCUUUCUAAUACUAGUUGGUUGUUGCCACAAUGCAAUUUCGCUUGAAACAAAGAAGACAUGUAAGCAUCUGGUAGGCGAACUGGGCGAUUCACAAAGCAAAUUUGUGUACUGUGUCACCGAUCAUUCGGUUCCUGUAGCUCUUUGUGUUGACUGCGAGCCUCUUUAUGCAAAUAUGAAAAACGCCUACCAGACUUUGAUGUCGAUUGAGAACUGUUCGAAGAUCUAUUCAAACGCAGAUCGUAUCAACAUAGUAUCUACCACUCAGGAGGUGUUAACCUAUAUGUGGAAUAAGGCCAAUUGUGACGAUUGCUUUCGAGGUAACCAUUCAGAACUCUAUGAAGAAUUGUGGAAUUCAUUUAAUUCUUGCCUGACAAUACACCCCAAGUCCGAGUGUACUGAUUGCAAAAUCGAGUAUCUUACCUUAAAUAAUUUCUACCUUGAAAUGGAUAAGGCCAACAAAGGACGUGUGUGCUUUGAUUUGCAGGACAGUAUGAAUCGCACUCGCCUUAAAUGGUCCGAUGAAUUAAAGUGCUGCCAGCGCGAAGUUAAAAUGACGAUAUUCAUCAUCACCGUGUGCCUGGUCGUCAUUCUACCCCUUUGUAUAUUCUACAGCACAGCCGUCGUAUUGACCAAACGACGUGAGGCUGAACACGGAGUGAUUAAUCAUCUUACACCUGAAUUAGAAGAUCCUGCUCCAUCGACAUCGGCCUUGAUAACCGCUGCCAUCUUGUCCACACCUCAAGAGACAAUGUCAGAGGUUCAAGCCCAAAUUGAAAAAAUAUCCGAUGUAGUGGAAGCGCCGAGAACAAAGGCCUUGUUUAAUCUUUCAGACAGCGAUGAUUUAUCUACCGAUGAUGAGCCUAUACUUGGUAGUUGAAGUCGUUAUUUAACCUAUUUGCAUUGUUUGCAAAUUGUAUUAAUUAUAAGAAAAGUCCCAAGUUAUUUAUUUUUUUCGAAUAUUGAAAACGUUGGAUUGUGUGAUAAAUUUUCUACAUUAAUAUCCAAAGGUUAUUUUGCCAUUAUUAAAAUGCUUUACAAGUAUACAAUAAAAUGCAAUUCCCAUGACCCUCUGUGAAAACGGGGAAGCCCCUUCAUA
This is a messenger RNA of Drosophila willistoni, 1188 nucleotides long. Its product is annotated as osteopetrosis-associated transmembrane protein 1. Bases 73 to 969 code for a protein of 298 amino acids. The record is from RefSeq and is a predicted model, not a curated record. Gene Ontology annotation, cellular component: cytosol. The transcript has 3 exons. Lineage: Eukaryota; Metazoa; Arthropoda; Insecta; Diptera; Drosophilidae.